GGCGUCACAUCCGGAUACGCAACGAGAGUGUGCGCCUGAGAAGCCUCUUCCUCACAUCCUCACUGUCCAUCAUCCGACAUGUACUCUAGCUACGCUAAGGCCCCCAAGACAGGGGAUCAAGGGAAGAAUCAUGUAGCCACGGAUCACGAAGCUUUGCAUCGGGAUGCCAAGAUCCAUCAGUCCGUCCAGUCCUCGGAAAGUCACCUGACGCCGUUGGACUUGGAGACCAUCAUGUCCAACAAGGGCGUGGUCAAGUACUGGUACCUCCAUCGCCCCAAGACUAUGGAAAUCGUCCACAGGAAUGCAGUGAAGGUGCAAUCGGUCGCACGUUCGUUUGCCGUGCGCUCCCUCGUCCGCAAGUACGGGAUCAAUUACAUGGUCGAACUCGCCAAGCGCGAUGCGGAAAAGAAGGAAGCCGAACGCCUCGCCGCCAUGUCUCCCGAAGAUCGCCUUCGUGAAGAGCAGGAGAAUAUUGCAUUUGAUCGCAAGGUCGAGGAAACACGCCGCCUCAAGCGCGAAGCCUCCGCCCUCGCCGAGGAACAAGCGGCGCUCGAACGUGCCGAAAAAGAUCGCUUGGCGGCCCUGUCGGAAGCCACUCGCCUCGCCGAAGCAAAGCGCAUCCAGGACAAAGCUGAUGCUGCAGCCGCCGCACAAAAGGCUUUGGACGACAAGGCUGCUGCGAUUGCCGCCGCCACUGCCGCUGCCACUGCCGCUGCGACCGCCAAGUCCACAGAAGACACCACCCCGUCGGCGUGGUCUAAUGACAAGACACAUGCAGCGACGGCUGCUGCCGACGCCGCCGCUGCCUCUACCGAAGCUGCGCACAAGGCCGUAUUAAUCGAAGCCGCGCAACUCGAGCGCGACGCGGCGGAACGUCAACUGUUGCAUGCCCGCGCAUUGGCCGACAAGGCGGCGCGGGAGCGGGAGAUGGCGCUGCUGGCCGAGAAGCAGGCCAAGUACGAGGAAUCGCUCGGCCGCGACGUGCCCAUCGUAGUAACCGACCACGGGCGCGGUCGCGUCUUGUUUUAUGACCGCGAGACCCAAGUGUACUCUGUAGCGAUCGAGCACUACGGCAAGUCGGAAGAGGUGCUCGAUGUGUACCCGGACGAGAUCGUUCUGGACGGCGAACGCAUCCUGUCGCCGCGAACGCUGGUGGAAACCCCCUUCGGCGUCGGUGAAGUCGUGGGGCUGGACCCGCACUUGGGCUGCUACGCCGUGACCAACCUCAUGGUGCGCGAGGAAGGCAUGGACGACACGACGGCGCCGCAUGCGUUCCUGCAGAUCCGCGACAUUGUGCGCCACGUCGAAGCGCGCGAGUCCACGGACGUUGUGAUCGAGUCGCAUGGGCUGCCCAUCCCGGACGAGAUUACGAUGAAGUCGGCGCGUAUCGUCAACUCCAAGAUCGUGACCCAGGCGCGUCACAAGUUUGUCCAAUACCAUUUGGAGAUUCAAACCACUAACUAUGGCACGGUGUACUGCUGGAAACGGUACUCGACGUUUCGACUCCUCUGCGACCGUCUCAUGAACGAAGCCGGGUACAAGAAGAAGGAGAUUCCUGACCUACCCAAACGACACAUCACUGGAAAUAUGUCGGAGAAAACCAUUCGAGAACGUGUGGACAAGCUCAACGAGUUUUUGGAUGCCGCCGUCCGCGCCGAGCACCUGCAGUGGGGCAUCAGAGUGGACGACCGCAUCGCCGUCUACAAGCGCCGCGUCAAGAAACCCCGAAGUGCCGCCGCGUAUCCGUCGUCGAGCAGCGCCUCUAGCAACCGACGGCGGUAAAUGCGCCAGCCAGCGACACCACGGACAGAGUCAUGUAGAUAUGUAGUGCGCGAAUAUACAACACAUCCAUUCCCCA
Aphanomyces astaci is the source of this 1858-nucleotide messenger RNA. RefSeq lists its product as hypothetical. Bases 79 to 1782 code for a protein of 567 amino acids. Gene Ontology annotation, molecular function: phosphatidylinositol phosphate binding. The transcript is spliced from 3 exons. NCBI's taxonomy places the organism in Eukaryota, Oomycota, Saprolegniomycetes, Saprolegniales, Verrucalvaceae. Gene Ontology annotation, biological process: protein transport. The record is from RefSeq and is a predicted model, not a curated record. Gene Ontology annotation, cellular component: early endosome membrane.